Oppiella nova is the source of this 759-nucleotide messenger RNA. Lineage: Eukaryota; Metazoa; Arthropoda; Arachnida; Sarcoptiformes; Oppiidae. The record is from the annotation of a GenBank genome assembly.
AUGGGUUGCAUUUGUCUAAACCACGUGUUUGGGCGUCGGGUGUUUCAGGUGGACUUAGAGCCGGGCGGACGCAUACACGUGAAUGUGGAGCUCCGGGCGAAACGGGAGCCCAAGUCGAUGGUGGACUUAGAGCCGGGCGGACGCAUACACGUGAAUGUGGAGCUCCGGGCGAAACGGGAGCCCAAGUCGAUGGUGACCCACGAACGGGAGCCCAUGAAGGAGUUCAAAGAGCGCCAGGGCUUCAACCGGCGGAGGGGCGCCCUCAGGAGGCGCGUGCAUCAGGUGAAUGGCCACAAAUUCAUGGCCACAAUCCUCCGUCAGCCCACCUUCUGCUCGCAUUGCCGUGAAUUCAUAUGGGGUUUAGGCAAACAGGGCUACCAGUGCCAGGUGUGCACGUGUGUGGUGCACAAGCGGUGCCACGAGUCAGUGGUGACCAAAUGUCCCGGUUGUAAGGAGCAGAGCGACGACUCGCUAAUGGCCGGCCGUUUCAACAUAAACGUGCCGCACAGGUUCGUGGUGCACAGCUUCCGCACUCCCACCUACUGCAACCACUGUGGCUCCAUGUUGUACGGCAUCUUCCGACAGGGCCUCAAGUGCGCCGAAUGCGAUCUAAAUGUCCACAAGAGAUGUCAGGCGAACGUCGCGAACAAUUGCGGCAUAAAUGCGAAAGUGUUGGCCGACGCCCUCCAAGGGUUAGGCAUUUCGGGCGAAAAGCUGAACAAAUCGGGCAAAAAGAAGAAGACGUCGAUCAGUGAGUCG